GAACGUCAAAUGUCAAGCACAGUCUCCCCAUGUUCCUGCAUGCAUCGUACGAGGUACACUAUCGUAGGUCCAAGCCAUUUCGGCUCGCUCUUUUGCUCCACUAACCCCGGCUGAAAUACCCGAAUUACCCCGCCAAAGCCGCACUAGACCGCAUUGAACGCUGUCAACCUCACCUCACCUCUAUUUGAAUAUCAAUCACCUCAGAGUAUCUGAUGUCAGAACUUUAGAUGCACCGCUGAUCAAGCUGAUAUCGGUGGAUUAAUUGUAGCGGACAUUGAUAUUAUCGACAAGGAGAAUUCCAAAUUCACAUCAAUUCGUACAGACGCUAUCGCGAAGCCACCUCGAACAUCAACAUAACUGAACGGCAUGGAACACCCACCACCGUAUGUCCCUCAUGAACCUAUAACAACGGAAGAUCUGGAGACUGCUUCAAUUAGAUCAGCAGCACCCUCCUACGUUAGCGACACUCCGACCUAUGUUUCUACAAUUCCCCCUUCCCCACCUCGAACAGGCCUUCCUCCAAUCCCUCCAUUACCUGCACCUCCCGCAAACCCCAAUCCCUCACUAGACGCGUAUCGAAUCUCCUCUUGGUCAAAAACACAGACCUCGAAUCCUACAACGAAACAUUACCAGCGCAUCGCGCAACGCCGAGCCUCGAACCUUACUCGACAACAACAAUCCUGUCUGCUGAUAGCAGCCUUGAAUGGAGAGGAUGGGAUAGCGCAAAUAAAGAAGAAGAUGGAUGCUGAGCAACGAGCGAAGAAUAUCAGAACGAAUGAAGAUCCAUACCUGGUGGGCGAGGAGGCUGCAGAACAGAAUCGGCAAGAGAGAUUGAGGAAAGAGAACGGUUGGGGUGUUCUCGAGAGAGAGGAUAAGAGGUGGGAUUGGCUUCUUGCGCAGAUGAGUGAUUGGGAAGAGAGGGAUAAGAAUUGGAAGAGGUUUAGGAAAGAGGUUAUAACCGGAAAUAGGAGGAAGUUGUCGAAUAGGUUUGGGUUCGGAGGACCAUGAUCCCAGGAGGGUAGGUCCCUCUUAGUUGAGGUGUAAAGACAUCUUAACAGAGUAGAUAUUGAUGCUAUCUAUCAAUAUUUUAUUGCAUAUUGUGUUCAUAUCUCACUUGGACAUGCUAUUUCUUCUGAACUCUUACAGCCUUUUCAUUUCUGUGCUGCAAGUCAAUCUUCACGUUGUGCAUCUGGCUUCGGAUCGACGACGAUCAUAGGUCUCACUUAAUUCUUUCGAUUGAUUAGAGGAGAGGGCUCUUUACAUCCCAAAUUUCGCAACCUAUUACAUUCAAUAGAAGUCUACUAUUCUAUCUCAUCAUACCUUUCGGUGGAUGACCUUAAAGAACUACAUCUCUUAACGUGGUUCGAAUUCGAUA
Messenger RNA from Mollisia scopiformis, 1375 nucleotides. RefSeq lists its product as uncharacterized. The coding region runs from base 367 to 1008 and encodes 213 amino acids. The record is from RefSeq and is a predicted model, not a curated record. Lineage: Eukaryota; Fungi; Ascomycota; Leotiomycetes; Helotiales; Mollisiaceae. The transcript is spliced from 2 exons.